This is a messenger RNA of Mercenaria mercenaria, 2494 nucleotides long. Its product is annotated as peptidoglycan-recognition protein SC2-like. The transcript has 3 exons. Gene Ontology annotation, molecular function: peptidoglycan binding; N-acetylmuramoyl-L-alanine amidase activity; zinc ion binding. Lineage: Eukaryota; Metazoa; Mollusca; Bivalvia; Venerida; Veneridae. The coding region runs from base 124 to 744 and encodes 206 amino acids. The record is from RefSeq and is a predicted model, not a curated record. Gene Ontology annotation, biological process: innate immune response; peptidoglycan catabolic process.
GUAUAUGCAUGUUCGCCGCUAGAUGUGUGUCGUUAUAAAGAAACUGAAUAGUAUAUAUAAACAUUCUACUUUACAUUGGUUAAACCAUCAAAUAUUUUUCAGUUUUAGUUAAAAUUUAAAUAAAUGGGUGAUACAAAUACAGAGAACUGUUUAAAUGGAGUGGAAAAUUCGCAACCACUGACCAAUUUUGACGUUACUAUAGUUACACGAAAUGAAUGGGGCGCAAGGCCAUCAAAGGAAAUAAACUAUAUGGGAACACCGGUCAGUGUGGUAUUUAUACAUCAUACAUCAAUGAAUGAAUGUCACACACAGGACCAGUGCAUGGAAGAAAUGAAAAAAAUACAGAAUUUUCAUAUGGAUGACAGAGGAUGGGACGACAUUGCUUACAACUACCUCAUUGGCGAAGACGGCAGGGUGUACGAGGGACGUGCCUGGGACAGAAUUGGUGCUCACACUCUGAAGUGGAAUGACGUGGCAGUUGCCUUCUCUUUUAUGGGAAACUACUGUUCUAAACUCCCUAAUGACAAAGCGUUACACGCACUGAAAGCUAUGUUAGCAUUAGGAGUAAAGAAUGGGAAAAUAACACCAGACUAUAAGCUAUACGGACACAGAAAUGUAGGUGAAACAGAAUGCCCUGGUGAUAAAUUACACGAGCUUAUAAGUUCAUGGAGUCAUUUUGACAACAGCAACAGUACUCCCGUGAAACCGGAACCUAAACCUUAUAUAUCAGAAGACAAACAAUAGAUAUAUACUAAAUAAAUAAUAUAUAGCAUGUUCCAAUUAACAAAGAAAAGGUCACAAGUCCCGCGGAAUAAAUUCACCACAGCGUAGUCCGCGACAAGUAUUAUGUGUGGCUUCUAUUUCAUAUUACUAAGUAUUUCGAAUGCAAUAGAUUUAACAUUUAUAUGCAAAACAGUAGAUCAAAUAUUACCGCACAAUUGUGUUUAUCUUUUCAGUCAGAGCAAAGUGAUAUCACCAUUACCGUGUAGUAUCAAAAGUAAAUAUAUAAACAGAAAUAAAAGCAACACAGAGGGUACUUUGCUGGCAAACAUUGAUCAUACUUUACAAGAUUUUACAAAGUCUUACUCGAAGGAAAGAAGGCUCCUGAAGCAAUAUUCCUUCACCAUUUUAUACUUCUCUCAUUUGCUACAAGAAGUGUCCAAAAACUCAUUUAUACACUGCAUACUUUCACGGAGUAUAGCACUCAGUUUUCCUAAAAUGUAUCCAGCUAUAAGUAAUGAAUAAAUGUAAUUCGGAAAUAAACUUCAAGUAGAGCGCCAAAAGCAGUGGAGAGCAGAACUGCUUCUUGUGAAGGCUACAAAAAUGCUUGGUACGUUGCCAGGUUCUCAUUACUAACAAAGUCAAAUACAAAAAAAUCUUCGCAUAGAUUUAUUCACAAAUACAAAUAUGAUAGUAUCGUUAACAGUUUUCAUUGCUAUAAAUAUAAAUAAACACCUUUAAAAUCACUGCUUUACCAGUGAUUUUACAGUAAAAAUGUGUUACUUAAAUCAGGCACUUUAUACACACACUUAACAUACAACAUGGAAUAAUGUCACCUAUGAAUGGAUUUACACCGGUCUGCAUUAAAAUGUGUAUAAAAUACUUCAGAUGCUUAAAAGUAGCAAUUCUAAUCACUUGGAAGACUAACGAAAGGCCCAAAAAAAUGUAAGUAGCUAACCUAAGCAGGCCCUUGACCUUGCUACUGGGUUUGGCGAAUAUCCAUUAAGCAGUUCAAUAAAAGCUAUUUGAAGCUUUUUCUACUUCCUCCUGUGAAGGCCCUAAAAUGCCUAUGUUAGAAGUUUGGAGAGGUUCAACUAAAGGUGCUAAAGACAAAUUUGGUUUUCAUCAAGUUUAUGAAAAAAAUAUUUGAAGGAUUUUCAGCUCUUACAGCCCCUACAUAAAAAGGGUCAAGUAAAAAUAUUUAAAAUAAUAAAGACAUGACUUUACAAGGAUGCUAUAGACAACAUUUGGUGAAGAUCUAUCAAGUGGUUCAUGAGAAGAAGUUGUUUAAAGGUUUUCCUAUGUUUAGCUUUGGCAGCCCAAAUUGCAUUUCCAUGUGAUCGCUAUUCUUUGUGUCACUUUGAUCGCUAUUCUUCGUGUAUUUUUACAUUUUCCAUAAAUAAUAAUGACUUUUACACCUAAAAAGCUAGGGAAUUUGAUUUGUAUUUUAAACGUUAAAGCAGUGACAAAUAAGCCAAGAUAAAAACGUUCCUUUGCGACAAAGCGGCCUGGGAGAUUCUCGUACAGCCAUACCAUGUGCAGUAACAAUUAAUGAACAAUAAUGCAUGGCUAUUGAACCACACUGCCGACAACAGACGCUGUGAUACGGGUACGAGGUAUCAAAAUUUCCAUGGUGGAGUUAUUUCUCCUAAGAAGAAAUACGUUAUCAAUUUUACUUCUUUCCAGGGGUCAAGACCUUGGGAUCAUAGGAUCAUAAAACAACUACAGCGCACCAACGUUCUACAUAACACUUCCUGAUAAGAAAUGUAUUAAA